Molecule: messenger RNA, 3458 nt
Organism: Arachis ipaensis
Lineage: Eukaryota; Viridiplantae; Streptophyta; Magnoliopsida; Fabales; Fabaceae
Product: pantothenate kinase 2
Biological process (GO): coenzyme A biosynthetic process
Cellular component (GO): cytosol; nucleus
Molecular function (GO): pantothenate kinase activity; ATP binding
Source: RefSeq, a predicted model, not a curated record
ACUCCCAAGCCUAUAUUUUUCGUACAACAAAUAAAAAUUGUUAAGUUAAUUCGACACCCGUUUCUACGGCGUUUUAGGUUAGGGACUUAGGGCCAUUCAAUGCCCACCUUUUAGUUUAGAUAAGAAUUCCACGGACAAUUUUUGUAGAAUUGAAUUUGUUUUCAGCUGUCCUUUUGUCAUUGGAUUAUUUUUGGUGUACAAGUACAAGCUACCUUUUGUGUAACAUCCUGGAUUGUGGAUUGGUCGAGUGAUCAGUUUAUUGGGUCGCAGAAGGAAAUGUAGGGUUAGAAUUUUAUCCAUUGGUCAAUGACAAACCCUCAAAUGAAUGCGUUCAUCUUAUGUUAAUGUUUCCGUAGUGAAUAAGUUGGACCAGUGACCAAAGUAUAGCCUUUGAAAGGAAGCAGUUAGGUAAGGGUUAGGGAGGGAGUUUGGGAGUUUAGGGGUAUAUAUAAAGUUAAAUGGCUGGCUUAUCAGAAAAACCUCAAGCUCUUGGAAUUGACCAAGAAAGUGCUGAAGCUAAUAAGAAUAGCAGCAGCAACAAGAAGAGUGUACACAACAGGCUUUUGGAGAAGGACAAGGAAGAGGGAGGUCAAGGGGGUGAUAUGUCUCCUUCUGCUGGGAGCUCAAUCAAGAGGUCAGGUUCAAGGCCUCAACUUGAUGUUAGCAAAGCCGAGAUUCAAGGGAAUGUAGAAGAGAAGUAUCCAACUAUUUUGUUGCCAAAUCAGUCUGAUGACUUGUCUCACCUUGCUCUUGACAUUGGAGGAUCACUGAUAAAGUUGGUAUAUUUCUCAAGACAUGAAGACCAAUCAACUGAUGAUAAAAGGAAGAGGAGUGUGAAGGAGAGACUUGGACUUUCUAAUGGUAAUAGGAGAAGCUUCCCUAUUCUUGGUGGGAGGCUUCACUUUGUGAAGUUUGAGACAAGAAAGAUUAAUGAGUGCUUAGAUUUCAUUAAUUCAAAGCAACUUCAUCGAGGCGGGGCAGAAUCACCGUACGCUGAUGGUGCAACUGAUGGGAAUGCGAUAAUUAAGGCUACUGGUGGUGGAGCAUACAAGUAUACUGACCUUUUCAAAGAAAGACUUGGAGUUAGUCUGGACAAAGAAGAUGAAAUGGAUUGUCUUGUUGCUGGAGCAAAUUUCUUGCUAAAGGCAAUUCGGCAUGAAGCUUUCACACACAUGGAAGGCCAGAAAGAGUUUGUUCAAAUUGACCCUAAUGACUUGUUUCCUUAUCUACUAGUCAACAUUGGAUCUGGUGUUAGUAUGAUCAAGGUUGAUGGAGAUGGGAAAUUUGAGAGAGUUAGUGGGACAAAUGUUGGUGGUGGUACUUAUUGGGGCUUGGGAAGACUGUUAACAAAGUGCAAGAGCUUUGACGAGUUGCUUGAGUUGAGUCAGAAAGGAGAUAAUAGAACUAUUGAUAUGCUUGUUGGGGACAUUUAUGGUGGAUUGGACUAUUCUAAGAUUGGCCUAUCAGCUUCCACUAUUGCAUCAAGCUUUGGAAAAACUAUAUCCGAAAAAAAGGAGCUUGAAGACUACAGACCCGAAGAUAUAUCGCUCUCUCUUCUGAGGAUGAUAUCAUACAAUAUUGGCCAGAUAUCCUACUUGAAUGCAUUGCGAUUUGGGUUAAAACGUAUCUUUUUUGGAGGAUUUUUUAUAAGGGGCCAUGCCUAUACCAUGGACACUAUUUCUUUUGCAGUUCAGUUCUGGUCCAAAGGGGAGGCACAAGCAAUGUUCUUGCGACACGAAGGUUUCUUGGGAGCUUUAGGUGCAUUUAUGAGUUAUGAAAAACAUGGUUUAGAUGACCUCAUGGUGCAUCAGUUAGUCGAAAGGUUCCCAAUGGGCGCUCCAUAUACAGGAGGCAAGAUUCAUGGCCCACCGCUUGGAGAUUUGAAUGAGAAGAUUUCGUGGAUGGAGAAGUUUUUGCGGAAGGGAACUGAGAUCACUGCGCCUGUUCCAAUGACACCAGCUGCUGGAACUACUGGACUUGGUGGUUUUGAUGUUCCACUAUCAAGAGGAAGUUCUCUACGGUCCGAUGCAAGUGCUUUGAAUGUUGGUGUUCUCCAUCUUGUCCCCACUUUGGAUGUGUUCCCAUUGUUAGAAGACCCAAAAACGUAUGAGCCUAAUACAAUUGAUCUUGCAGAUCCCAGUGAAUUAGAAUAUUGGUUCACUAUUUUGUCAGAGCACUUGCCAGAUCUUGUGGACAAGGCUGUAGCAAGUGAAGGCAGAACAGAUGAUGCCAAACGAAGGGGUGAUGCAUUUGCUCGAGCAUUUUCUGCCCACUUGGCACGGUUGAUGGAGGAGCCUGCUGCAUAUGGGAAAUUAGGCCUAGCCAAUUUAUUGGAAAUGAGGGAAGAGUGCUUGAGAGAGUUCCAGUUUGUUGAUGCCUAUAGAAGUAUAAAACAGAGGGAAAACGAGGCAUCACUUGCUGUUUUACCUGACUUGUUGAUGGAGAUUGAUAGUAUGGAUGAGGAAACAAGGCUGCUUACUCUGAUUGAAGGUGUUCUUGCUGCGAAUAUUUUUGAUUGGGGAUCUCGUGCAUGUGUGGAUCUCUAUCAUAAAGGAACUAUUAUUGAAAUUUACAGAAUGAGUCGCAAUAAAAUGCAGAGACCUUGGCGGGUGGAUGAUUUUGAUCUCUUCAAAGAGAGAAUGUUAGGAACCGGGGACAAGAAAAAGCCCCCUCAUAAAAGGGCUUUGCUUUUUGUAGACAAUUCAGGUGCUGACAUUGUUCUAGGGAUGCUUCCCCUGGCAAGGGAGCUCCUCCGUCGUGGAACUGAAGUGGUUCUUGUGGCAAACUCCCUUCCCGCUUUAAAUGAUGUGACUGCAAUGGAGCUUCCUGAUAUUGUAGCCGAAGCUGCCAAGCACUGCGAUACUCUAAGGCGUGCUGCUGAAGCUGGAGGCUUGCUUGUGGAUGCAAUGAUUAACAGCUCACGCAGCUCUAAAGGAAAAUCAUCUUCUGUUCCGUUGAUGGUUGUUGAGAACGGGUGUGGUAGUCCGUGUAUAGACUUACGACAAGUCAGUUCCGAGUUGGCUGCUGCAGCCAAAGAUGCCGAUUUGAUAAUCUUGGAAGGGAUGGGUAGAGCUCUCCAUACUAACCUCAAUGCUCGAUUUAAGUGUGAUGCUUUGAAGCUUGCAAUGGUGAAAAAUCAGAGAUUGGCUGAAAAGUUGUUAAAAGGGAACAUAUAUGACUGUAUUUGCAAGUAUGAGCCUGCUAGUUGAAGUUUUCCUUGGAUGGAAGGAAUCUGUAACAAAUUUCUGGGAAAAGAUGGUGAAUCAAUUCUUUUUUCUUUUAAAGAAAAAAAAAACUAUUUUUGUAUUUGUGCACAAUGCACUAGUAUUUAACUAUUUAUAAUCCUUUUUUUUUAUAAUUAAAUUUUGAAUAAUUGAGGUACCAAUUGUUAUAUUAAACCUUGUAUAUUAGCCUGCCUCAAACUUUAGAUGAAUAAGAUAAUAUUUGCAUUCGUCGUA